AUGAGUUCUUCUGAUAUAAUUAAUUAUAAAGAAGAAAUUGAGCAACUGCAAAAUUCCUUAAAAGAAGCGCUUCGAGAAAAAUAUGAAGCAGCUCAAUAUGGUUUAAGGCUUUUGGAGGAGAAAGACAGCCUACAGGCAAAGCUUGAUGAGAAUGAAGAAGUUCUCGCCCAACUUAAACGCGAAUUACAACUAACUCAGGAGAUAUGUGAUGAACAAAGUGAACUCAGCAGAAAAAUGAGCCGUGUGGGUUUUCAGGAGGAAGACGACCUUCUGAGUAGAACUGCUAAUCGGGAAGAGCAACUUUCGAAUCGCAUUAAAGAUCUUGAGUACGAUUUAAAAAACACAAAAGUAAAAUAUGAACGCCAAAUGGCAGAAAACGACAAGUUGCACCAAAUGAUGCAGGACAUUCAGACAAAAUAUGAUAAUGUAGAGAAAACCCGACUUGAACUUAAACGGGAAAUCAAAGCGAUGAAGGCAAGGGAGACACAGCUGCUCAGUGAACUGGACGAACUGGAGUCGGAAAAUUUAGAACUUCAGAAAAACGUUUUGGUUCUAAAAACCAGUCAAAUUGAAUUUGAAAGCCUCAAACAUGAAUUAAAACGAGGCCAGGAAGAGAAUGAUUUAAUACAUGUUCAAUUGGAAGAAGUGACGAGAUUGAAGCGCAUUACUGAAAAAUCCCUAGAAGAGGCACUUGAAUCUCUGCAAAUUGAACGGGAACAGAGGCAUAAUCUGAAAAAGGAACUUGACAGUCGGUUUGCUUGUGAAUCUAUUUAUCACCUGCACACAAUUCAAAACGGUCUUGCUCAGGCUACUCAAGCCCAACUUCUCAACGACAACGUAAAUAGAAAGAAAGGGGAGAACUUGUUCUCAGAGCUUCAAUUGAGCGAAUCAACGGAAUUUAAAGCGGAAAUGACGGGCCUUCAACACAAGUUGGAAGAAGCUCAACGAUCUGCGGAACUGGCUUCUAGCGAAGUGAACUCUAAGCAGGAGCGAAUCAAUCAACUUCAAAAUGAAUUAGAUCUGAUUAUGGGUGUUCAAAAGAGAGCCGAUGCUGAGUUUGACGCUAAGGAGGCUGGGGAGGAGGAAUCGGCAUUGAAGAGAUCCCUUCGACAAGUUGAAACUCGCUACUCUGUUGCUCUACGGCAAAUUGCAUCUAUGCAACAUGAUCUGUGGCGCUAUCAGGAGUUGGAGAAGAUGAAAGCAGAUCCCGCUCUUGGUGAUGAGGCUGGUCUGCAAUCAGAAGUGCUGAAACUUCGUAAGGAACUUGAAAAUCGGGGGGAUGAGAUUAAAUGCCUCAAGGAGCGUAUGGACAAUAGUGCUGAAGCUGCGCAAGAAGUGGGAAUGAAGACAGCGAGUGUUUCCGCGUGCCUUAGAAAGGAAUUCUCUGAGCUUCUCAAACUUUACAUGCUUGUCUGCUUAGAGUCGAAAGAAGCUCCUUCAAAACAGGUUAGAAUUUAUUUUUCUUAA
This is a messenger RNA of Rodentolepis nana, 1467 nucleotides long. Lineage: Eukaryota; Metazoa; Platyhelminthes; Cestoda; Cyclophyllidea; Hymenolepididae. The record is from the annotation of a GenBank genome assembly.